AUGCACUUCCACAACCUUGCUGCCGCCUUCUUCGCUGCUGCCGCCUCGGCUGCGGCACUCCCGGCUUCAUCCGGGCCCCUUCCUGCCGGCGCCAAGUUCAAUCUGCUCGCCCUCCGGUCCGCCAGCCCCGUUCAUUUCGCAGAUGUCAGCGCUGCGCAGGGUAGCCUUUUCCUUAAUCUUUCCAGCCAGAACGCCACUUGCGACGGCUCCUGUGGCAACAGCGGUGGCAGCGCCACAUUUUACUUGAAUGAUGACGGCGGUCUCUACCUCUAUAGUACUUCGGCUACGCCUCAGCAGUUGUAUGCUGACCGCUCAGGCAUGGGUCAGGGCAAACUUGGCUACACCACUGGCGCCCAGCCUCCCCCCCGAAACGGCGAACGUACUGGAUGGGUUCUUGAUGAGGUCGGCGACCUCACUCUCAACGGCGCCGCUUUCAUCGCCUGUCCUAACAGCAUCGACGGAGCAUGGAGUCUCUGGGUGUCGGCUGGUGUCAAUCAGCCAGGCGGUAACGAGGGUUGCCUCGGCAUUUCGGCCCGUGCCACUGAGGUCAAGAACCCCGACAGCUGCAUGUACACUUCUUGA
Messenger RNA from Verticillium alfalfae VaMs.102, 582 nucleotides. Its product is annotated as cell wall protein PhiA. The transcript has 2 exons. Lineage: Eukaryota; Fungi; Ascomycota; Sordariomycetes; Glomerellales; Plectosphaerellaceae. Bases 1 to 582 code for a protein of 193 amino acids. The record is from RefSeq and is a predicted model, not a curated record.